AUGAAUAGAUCAUUAUCGGCAGAUUUUGUGUGGCCCAACAACUUUGGUAAUGGAACCGGAACUCCUAGGGCAGACAGAAACACAUCACAUGCUGGAUCUACACAUGAUACUGAAUUUCAGCCUGCAUCCACAAGUCGUUUCAUUGCAAGAAACGAUAAACCAACUUCUUCCAAAGGAGCAGAAUCAAACCGUAGCACUAUUGAUUUGCAGAAAAAAAGGCGCAUCCUAGAAAAUGAGAAGAAAAUGCAAGAGUUAGAAAUGUUGAAACGAAAACAAGUGCAGUUUGAGCUCGAGUCGAAACAAAAGGAAAUAGAAAACAGUACCCGCUUGCAAGAUAUGGAAGAGGAAUUAGAAGAAGCAGAAUUUGAGCCACAAAACAGUGAAAGUGCUAGUUGUGUAUCUAGAAAAACGAAAUUUUCUGGAACGUAUAGAAAGAAUGAUGAAAGAAAUGACAAUCAUGUGACAAAUUGGAUUAAUAAUAUUCCAGAAGUAGGCGAAAUAGAUGAUUUUGAAAGUUUUCCAAGAAAGGAUUCCAAGAAUGAUAUCCACAUGUUAUGCAACACACUACAGGAAGUACUAAUGACAUUCAAAACUUCAGGACAACCCCAAAAUGCUUCGUAUAAAAUUGGAGCCAGACCAUCGGUUGACAAAGAUUUUCCUUGUUUCGAUGGAAAUCCCCAAGAUUGGCCACUAUUUUAUAAACAUUUUACGAAUAUUUGUUCAUUAUGUGAAUAUUCGAAUGAGGAGAUAAUGCUCAAGUUACAGAAAUGCUUGAAGGGAUUAGCCAAGUCUACCGUUUCUGGAAUGAUGCUGACAUCGAACGUGGAUCUGGUUAUGAAAACACUUGAAACACGCUUUGGCAGGCCUGAAUUCAUCAUCGAAACACUCGUUAUGAAAAUCAAAAAUAUCCCGUACAUAAAAGACUGUAAUUUGGAGAAACUCAUUAAUCUAUCGAAUGAAGUUAAUAAUAUGGUAUCUACUAUGAAAAUUUUGGAAUCCACAGGUCAUCUACAAAACCCACAGUUGAUGAAAGAACUCCUAAAUAAGUUACCAGAUAUAUUGAAAUUGAACUGGGGUGAAGUUGUUUCAAGGAGGAAUGGAAUAGUAAAUCUCGCUGAUUUUGCAGAAUGGUUGGAGAAUUACGCUAGCGCCGCAUGUUUUGUGAGUACACCUCAGCCAUUUGAAAUCGAAAAACAAAAUCAAUCGAAAAGAUCCGAAAGAGUCCUCAGUACAGCAGAAACACACAAAUUCAAGAUUGCACAGAAGUAUUGCUCAUAUUGUGGCAACGACAGUCAUCAAAGUGAGUGUCCUAAUAUGAAGGCUGACGACAUCGAUACCAGAUGGAAAACCGUUACGGCGAAAAAACUUUGUUUCUCGUGUCUUAAAAGAAACCACCAAAAAUUAAAGUGUCGGAACAGAAAAGUAUGUGGAAUAUCUGGUUGCAAAUUGUUUCACCACCGUCUUCUCCAUAAAGAAAAAACCUAUCCUUCAAGUGAGAAUACUGCUAAUGACAGUACGUCGAAAGUUGAGAUGAUAUGUGCAGUAGCCAGCGACAGGAAAACGUUAUUGCGGAUGAUUCCAAUAAAGCUUUAUGGUCCAAAGAGCAUCCAAACAGUAUAUGCACUUUGUGAUGAGGCAUCAACCAUUACUUUGCUAGAUGCAGAAAUCGCGAAACAUCUAGGUAUUACAGGUUCUCCAGAACAGAUAUGUUUGCAGUGGACAAACGAAGAAAUCAACUCACAAGUGAAUUCGAUUAAAUUCGAUUUGAAGAUUUCUAAGGUGGAUAAAGGAAGCAAAAUUCAUCUUCUAAAGGGUGUUCGAACCAUGGAAAAUCUGUCGUUGCCGUCACAAACAAUAAAAAUAACAGAUAUUGAAAGAGAAUCUCAUCUAAAAGGAAUACCGAUUCGGAGUUAUGAGAAUCAGAAAGCUGUCAUGAUAAUCGGACAGGAUAACAUUCAUUUGAUAACCCCUCGGCAAAUACGAUGUGGAACAGAAUAUUCUCUGAUGGCGACAAGAUGUUUAUUGGGAUGGUCAGUACAUGGGCCCAGUUCAAGAAGAAAUGAAAAGGAAAAUACUCGUGUGUUACAUGUAUGCGAAAAACAUAAUGAAGACGAUGAGCUUCAGGAUCUAAUGAAAAGGCAGUAUUCGACUGAAUCUUUUGGAGUUUUAAUAACACCCAACAGAUUGAGCCAAGAAAAUUCUAGGGCAAUGGAGACAAUCAGAAGAGUAGAUGGUCGAUAUGAAGUUGGACUUCUUUGGAAAGAGGAAGACACGCAGCUUCCAGAGAGUAAAUUCCGAGCAUUGCAGAGACUGAAAUGUAUCGAGAAAAAGUGCCGAAAAAACGUUGAAUUCGGAAAAGAGUAUUGCCUGAAAAUUCAGUCCUACAUAGAAAAAGGGUAUGUGACGAAACUCAAUGAAGAAGCUGACGUAUAUGGUCCACGAACUUGGUACCUUCCGCAUUUUGCAGUCGAGAAUCCAAAUAAAAUCAGGUUAGUUUUUGACGCAGCUGCCAAAUCGAAUGGUCUCAGCCUAAAUGAUGCGUUAUUGUCUGGUCCUGAUCUUUUACAAUCGCUGGUAGUUAUUCUAUGGAAAUUUAGACAAAGAAGAUUUGGAUUAUGCGGGGACGUGCAUGAAAUGUUUCACCAGGUUCGUAUCCGAAAACAAGAUAGGCCUUCGCAACGUUUUCUUUGGAGAGACUUGGAAUAUAAUCGUAAUCCUGAUACAUAUGAGAUGAACGUAAUGACCUUUGGAGCUACCUGUUCGCCAGUUUGCGCACAAUUCGUAAAGAAUUAUAACGCUGAGAAAUUUGCACAAGAUUCUGAGAUACGAAAAGCAAUCACAGAGAAAUUUUACGUAGACGACUAUUUUGACUCAAGGGACUCAGAAGAAGAUGCGAAGGAUACAUAA
Messenger RNA from Coccinella septempunctata (seven-spotted ladybird), 2907 nucleotides. RefSeq lists its product as uncharacterized. Bases 1 to 2907 code for a protein of 968 amino acids. NCBI's taxonomy places the organism in Eukaryota, Metazoa, Arthropoda, Insecta, Coleoptera, Coccinellidae. The record is from RefSeq and is a predicted model, not a curated record. The transcript has a single exon.